ACUCUGCGCAGCCUGUGCGCCCCGCGAGCCCCGGAGGUCCCUCGGGAGGACGGCGGGUCACCCCGGAGGAAGCAAGCUCAGAAACCAUCUCCAGGACUGUGUCUCCUCUGCUGUGUGAGGCCCCAGUGGCUCUGACUGAGACUGUCUCCCUGUGAGCUGCAGGUGCUGUGAGAUCCCCAGGAAGGAUGUCUGGACUCCCCAGAAGGCAGGAAAUGAACUCAGUGGUCUUUGAGGAUGUGGCCGUGAACUUCACCCAGGAGGAAUGGGCUUUGCUGGAUCCUUCCCAGAAGAAUCUUCACAGAGAUGUGAUGCAGGAAGUCCUUAGGAACCUGGCUUCUAUAGGAGACAAAUGGGAGAACCAGAACUUUGAAGAUCAGAAUACAAAUCCCAGAAGAGAUCUCAGGCCCAUCAUAUCUCACUCUGCAAACAAACCACUUGAGAAUGAGGAGUGUGGAGGUAAGCCAUAUGAAUUUAAACGGAACAGAAAAUCCUUCAUGUCUCUCUCAAAUGUUCAAAGAAAAGUGUCAGUGUACACCGUAAAUGGAUCAUAUGGAUGUUUGACAUGUGGAGAAGAGUUCAGUUCUUCCAGGUGUUUUGAAAAAUAUCAAGACUCUUAUACUAGAGAGAAGUUAUAUGGAUGUAAGCAAGGUGGGAAGUCCUUUACUAGUUCAAAUGACUUCCAUUACAUUCAUGUUUCUCAUUCUGGAGAGACAGCUUGCAGAUGUAAGCAUUGUUGGGAAGGUUUUAUUAGUUUGGCUGACCUUAAAGUACAUGAGCAAACUCAUAAUGUGGAGAAACCUCAUAGAUGUAAACAAUGUGGAAAAGCCUUCACUACUUCCUCUUCCCUUCAAAUACAUGAACGAACUCAUACAGGAGACAAGCCCUAUGAAUGCAAACAAUGUGGAAAAGCCUUCAGUACUUCCUCUUACCUUCAAAUACAUAAACGAACUCAUACGGGAGAGAAGCCCUAUGAAUGUAAACAAUGUGGAAAAGCCUUCACUACUUCCUCUUCCCUUCAAAUACAUGAGCGAACUCAUACUGGAGAGAAACCCUAUGACUGUAAACAGUGUGGCAAAGCCUUCACUCAGUCCAGUCAGCUUCACACACAUGAACGAACUCAUACAGGAAAGAAGCCCUAUGAAUGCAAACAAUGUGGAAAAUCUCUUGGUAGUUUCUCUUACCUUCGAAUACAUGAACGAACUCAUACAGGAGAGAAGCCCUAUCAAUGUAAACAAUGUGGGAAAGCCUUCACUAUGUCCUCUUACCUUCAAAUACAUAAACGAACUCAUACUGGAGAGAAACCCUAUGAAUGUAAACACUGUGGGAAAGCCUUCAGUAGUUCUACUUGCCUUAGAAUACAUGAAAGAACUCAUACUGGAGAGAAACCCUAUGAAUGUAAACAAUGUGGAAAAGCCUUCAGUAGUUCUACUUGCCUUAAAAUACAUGAUAGAACUCAUACUGGAGAGAAACCCUAUGAAUGCAAACAAUGUGGGAAAGCCUUCAGUAGUUCUACUUGUCUUAAAAUACAUGAUAGAACUCAUACUGGAGAGAAGCCGUAUGAAUGCAGACAAUGUGGGAAAGCCUUCAGUAGUUCUGGUUGCCUUAAAAUCCAUGAAAGAACUCACACUGGAGAGAAACCCUAUGAAUGUAAACAAUGUGGGAAAGCCUUUGCUUCAUCCGGUAACCUUCACCCCCAUGAAAAAACUCAUACUGGAGAGAAGCCCUAUGAAUGUAAACAAUGUGGGAAAGCCUUUGCUUCAUCCAGUAACCUUCACUCCCAUGAAAAAUCUCAUACUGGGGAUAAUCCCUUUGUAUGUCAACCAUGUGGUAAAAUUUUUAGUGGUCCUCCUUAUCUGCAUGUGCACGAACAGAUUCACACUGCAUAGAAACCUUACGAAUAUAAAUAACUGUGGUAAAACAUUAUUUUUUUUUCUUUUUCUUCAAAUACAUGCACAAUAUCAGCGUGGAGAAAGGCCCUAUGAGGGUAAAUAUUGUAAAUCCUUCACAAAUUUGGCUUAUUUUCAAAUACAUGAAAAAACUCAUACUGGGGAAAAACCUUGUGAUUGUAAACAAUGUGGGAAAGACUUGUUCCUGUGGACUUUGUGUACACACAAAUGUUUAUACUGGAGAAGAAUGCUGUGUAUGCACAUGGUGUGGUAAAGCCUUCACUAGUUCUGCUUCUGUUCAUGUACAAGAAUGAACUCAUACUGGAGAGACUUCUGAUAAAUGUAAACAAUAUGGUAAAGCCUUUGUGUUACAGACCCAGCCAAUGACCUUGGGGCUGCUGGUGCUCUUCCUGAAACUAGCCUUGACAUCACUCCAGCUUGACUCUGUCAUGUAACCCUAGGAUUGUAACUACCAAUGCCAAAGGAUGGUUUCUGACCUGAGUGGGACUCACAUGAACUGAAGGCUUUUUCAGCCACAUUCUGCAUGUUCAGGAUUGCGGAUCUCAAUCCACCAGCCUCUGUACCACCUAUUCAAAAUCCAUGGGACCUAUGGAGCUGCCCCUGUACACACCUCCCACCUCCAGGGGCACGGAUUCCAGUGCCAACCUUCCAAACACAACUUGCACAAUCAUCAGAAGCACAGCCAUGGUCUCCACAGCCCACAGACUUCAGACCUGAGGUGCUGGUGCCAAAAACCCUAGUCCUGCGUGGGCUCUUGUCUUGGGAUGUUUCCAAGAUGGUGGCAGUUGCCACCAAAAGCUUCCGUGCCAUCAGGGACUGGCCCUGGAGCCAGAGGACACGCAACUUUGUAUGCUUACAUUCACUGAAAAGUUGGGUAACUACCUUUACAAACUGUAGUCAGAAUAUCAAGGCACUCACACAAUGUGGACUUUGAAUAAAAAAUGAAUCACCCAGACUAUUUUUUAGCUCCCUGUAGCCAAAUUCAAAGCACCUGUACAACUAACAUCCUAUAGUUCAUCUACAUAAAAAAUCCUUCCUACAAAAUCCACUCCAUGCAAUUUACCAGAGGUGCAGAUAUCAGUGACUGGACACAGAAUCAAGAGUGGAAACAUGGCACCUUCAAUGAGGAAAAUGCCUCCCCAGGAAUAGAUCUGCACUUGAGGGACAGCUGUGAAAAACCCGAGAAAGAAUUUACAAUGGUGAUUGAUCAUCAGUAAGAUGUCAGCAAAUAUACACGAAUGAUAAGAAGUAAUGGGUAAAAGAAAUUCGGGCUAUGAAUGGAAAAUUCCCCAAAGACAUAGAAGUCACAAAACAGAACCUAUCAGGGGCUGGGAUUGUGGCUCUGUUUUUCUUGCCCAGCAUGUGUAAGAAACUUGGUUCAAUUCUUAGCACUACAUAGAAAUAAAUGAAUAAAAUCAAAGUCUAUCAACAAUGAAAAAAUAUAUCAAAAAAGCAGCAAUGAGAAAUUUGCAACUGUGAACCAUUAAAAACAAAUUAAUAGAACGUUUGCACCAAAGAUUUAACGAGCAGAUGAAAGAACUUCUGAACUUAAAGAGAUGUCUUUUUAAUUUACCCAGUCAGACCAAAUAACCAACCAAACAAGCAAUUAAAAUAAAUGAAAGUCUAGUAGGCUUGUGGAUAAUAAUAUGUGAACCAAUGUUCACAUUCUCAAAAUCCCAGAAGUUGAAGGAAAAGGGAGUAUCAUUGAAAAUAUACCUUAUGAAAUAAUAGCCAAAAACAACCCAAGUUUCCAAAGAGGUAAGAGUAUCGAGAUGGAAAAAGCACCAAAACAGACCUUUAUGCAGGCACAUUACAGCAAAAUGCAAGAAGUACAAGAAUAAUAAUUCUAAAAGAGCAAGAGACAAAUGUGUAAUGACUUAUAACAGAAUUGCCAUUAGACUUAGAGCAGAUUUCCCCACAGGAACCUUACAAGCCGGGAGAGAAGGUGAUGAUCUAUGGAAAAUAGUGAAAGAAAAUAACUGGCAACCAAGAAUACUGUACACUGUAAAGUUAUCUCUCCAAAGCCAUGGUGGCCUACAACUGUGACCUUACCCACUGGGGAGACCGAUGCAGGACGAUCACUGGUUUCAUGCUAGUCUCAAGAACUUAGUGAUGCCCGCAGAGCAAAACAACAAGGUCAGUGAGGCUACUCAGUGAUAGAAACCCUGGGUUCAACCCAGUACCACCGAAACAAACACCUGAAUAAAGAGCAAGGGUGAUCAGCCAUCUCCCAGACGUGCAGAAGCUGAGGGAAUCGAGCACCACUAAACCAGUCCUACUGAAAUACUUCUUUCCUACAUUGGUAACAGAAGAAUGAGAACUAUCAUUCUGAAUACAGAAAACUCACUAGGAGAACAGACAGAAGAGAAUCAAAGUGUAGCAUCAGAAAACAAGUUUGCAUUUCUAAUUUAGACUGCAUGCAUAAGAGAGUUUAUGCAAUGCUUUUCUUGGACUGGCUUAUUUCACUUAGCACAUAGGUAUUAACAUUUCAUCCGCAUCAUCCCAAAUGACAUCAUGUUCUUCUCAAAAGCUAAAGAAAAUUCACAGACAGGCCUACUCAGUUUUGUUAAUCCCAUCUUCCUGAUUGUACGUUUAGCUUAUUUCUACAUAUUGGCGGCUGCUGGUGAAGCGGAAGUGAAUCUUGGAAUGCAGAUAUGCUGACAAGGGCUGAUUUCAUUUCCUUUCUGUGUAUACCUGGAGGACGGGCUGUGGAGUCAUAAUUACCUCUAUCUUCAUUUCCUUUGAGGAACCUGCACAGUCUUUCCCAUGAUGUCUGUCUCAAUUGAUAUCUCCACCACCAUUUCAAACAUGUUCUCUUUUCUCCAUAUUCUGGCCAAUUUUUGGCACCACUUUUUCAUAAUGACCAUCUUAAGGGGUGUGAGGUGACUGCGACAACAUAAAAAUAAAACUCCUAGAGAAAAACAAAGUUGAAAAGCUCUUGGCAUUUGUCUUACUCAUAGUUUCUCUGGACAGGACACGAAGAACACAAGGAAUACAAUGAAAAAUAAAUGAAUAUAUUUAAUGAAAUGAUUCCAUAUAACAAAAAUAUAAAUGGGUGAAAUAAAGAUUUCACAUAAAUUUUGAGAAAAUAUGUAUACAUGGAACUUGUUUGACUUGAUUUGAGAGAAUCUAAUAACCUGAUUUGACAUGGGCCAAAACCUGAAUAGAAAUUUUUUCAAAGAAGACCAUCUUAAAAGUGUUAAGGUACUAUUCCUGUGAUUUAACAUGAAACUAGGAAAAAGUAUAAUAGAAUAGCUUUUGGUGUAGGUCUCAACAAUUAUUUGUUUGGAAAGGACACCAGGAAAAAGGGAAUAAAAACAAAUGAGUGAGUACAUUAUUCUGCACAACAAAGGAAUAAGCUGGUGAAAUAAAAACAAAUAUUUAUUAACCACAUAUCUCAUUAUAGUAUUGUUUCUAUGUGUACAUGGAACUCAUGCAAGUCAAUAGAAAAAAGAAAAAUAUCUAUUAACCUGAUUUGACAUGGGCCAGGACCUGAACAGAUGUUUCUAGAAGAAGAGAUAAAAUGACUAACAGGUGCUCAGCAUUCCUGACCAGCAAGAAUUGACACUCAAAACCCUAAUUUGUAUUCUACACCUCAUUUAACUCACACAAUAAAAAUGAGUAUCAAGUACAGGAGAUGAUCUUCUCCAUCCCACCACAGAAGACACUGAGACAUCAGGCAUGGGCUGCCCAAACUCUCUUUCAACCUCAUUGUCCUUUCUCUACUGCCACAGAGGUCUAGAAAAGUGGAAUACAGCUCAUAAAUACAUCACCAGAUAGGCAAGGGAUGAAAGUAGACACAAGGGAAUGUAGAAUAUAUUAACAAGUCUAUAUGCAAAGAAACAGACCGUGUGCAAGGAACUGUCACAAAGACGUUCAUUUAAAAUGUUCUCAUAAAUCCCCAGCCCCCAGUGAAUUUUACCAUAGUUGGAACAAAAUUAGUACAAGUGCUUCAAGGUGAACUCCAAAACACAGCAGAUGGUAAAAUACUGAUUAUCCGGUUGUACGGUGGAGUUUAGGGAGAUGUUGUUCAAAGUGCACAAAAUUUCAUUUAGUUGGGGGAAAUGUAAAAGAUCCUUUGUAAAAUGUGGUGAUGGCAGGUGAUAAGGAUGCAAUUUUUAUUGAAAAUCACCCAGAGAGAAGACUUUAGUGUUCUCACCACAGAA
This is a messenger RNA of Sciurus carolinensis (gray squirrel), 6073 nucleotides long. Its product is annotated as zinc finger protein 878-like. NCBI's taxonomy places the organism in Eukaryota, Metazoa, Chordata, Mammalia, Rodentia, Sciuridae. The record is from RefSeq and is a predicted model, not a curated record. The transcript has 5 exons. Gene Ontology annotation, molecular function: DNA-binding transcription repressor activity, RNA polymerase II-specific. Gene Ontology annotation, biological process: negative regulation of transcription by RNA polymerase II. Bases 186 to 1886 code for a protein of 566 amino acids.